ACGGGCCGGAAGCCUCGGUCGGACCAUGAGGAGGAGCUCCACGCUCAGGCGGCGCAGCGGAGCCGCGUGCUUUGACGAGUUCGGCUUCGCAGUGACCAGCAGGAAGCAGCGGAAGCUUCAGCACAGGUGUCACCAUUACAGGUGCGACCCUGCCGCCGCGCGCGCGCGCCUCCGCCCUCGGGUCUGAGCUGCUGUUUGCCUUGGCUUCACCCACUGAUGUCCUUCUCUUCUGGUGCCGACGGUGUUGGUUGGAGGAAAAGCUCUCUCCACUGUGGCGCGUCAGUCCCGCCGGAUCUGCCGCCCAGCAGGGCUGUAGCUCCCGCUGAGGAUCUGCGCUUGUGUGUCAGUGCCCCGCAGAUGAGCCCGGCCAGGGUCAAGGAGCUGUGUGAGCUGCUCACCUGCUGGAAUGGCUCCAGCUUCAUCUGCAGGAGCCAGGUCGAGCGCUUCAUCCGGAUGGGUGUCCCCGCAAGCCUCCGGGGCCGGGUGUGGAAGUGUCUUCUGAACACGGACGGCCUGAGGGAGAGCAGCCGCUUCAGUUAUCAGAGAUGCCUGCUGGAGGUGCGGGAGCGCCUGGUGGACCUGGGCAUCAGCGAGUACAGCGUCUUAUCUGCCAUCGCCACGCUGAGCGACGCUCAGAACCUCCCGCCGUCGGCCCGCGACCACGAGGACCACAUCGCUCUGUUCCGGCAGGUGGCUCUGGACCUACAGCGCUCCUUUCCCAGCCACCGUUCUCUCAUGGGCGACAGUCCGGAAGCCAUCGAGGGUCAGGCCAAGCUCUUCCGGGUUCUCAUCGCCUACGCCAAGUACAACCCGCGGGUCGGCUACAGCCAAGGCAUGUCCUACAUUGCUGCUGUGCUGCUGAUGCACUUGGGGGAGGAGGAAGCCUUCUGGGCCCUGACCGCUCUCCUGGACCAGCCCAAGUACCUGGCCCAGCUCUUUGACCUGGAGCUCACCCAGGUCCAACAUCAGGUCCGAGUGUUUGAGCAGUUCCUGAGACACAGAAAGCCCAAGCUCUCCCAGCACCUGGAGUCGCUGGGAGUCGUCCCCUUCCACUUUGUGAUGCCGUGGUUCCUCUGUCUCUUCACCUCGCUGCCCUGCUGGGACUCGGUCCUGCUCAUCUGGGACCUGGUCGCCCUGCGCGGUCUGUCUGCCCUCUUCCACGCGGCUCUGACCAUCGCUGACCUGCUGGAGUCUCGCCUGAUGGAGCAGAGGGAGGAGGGCGCGGUGCUGCCUCUGCUGCUGCGCGUUCCUGUGGACGUGUGAGUGAAUCCAUUCGUGCUGCCACGCGCUGCAGGGUCAGCAGGACCUGGCUCCUGUGACGCUGAAGACCCACCGGUCCUCCAGAGGAGCGGCCCCCCUCUGGGACGCAGUCUGCCCCUGGGUUCUUCAGCCUGAGGCCACAGAGUGACGGGAGACUGGAGCCUCUGACGCGGGACUGGUCUCAGGACGGGAGCGUCGGCGCUGGCCCGGGGGCUUCAGCACUGGUCGACCUCUGAGAUGCAAGUCCCGGGUGGAGAUGUUUCUGACUGGAGUCUGCUUCUGCAGAGCCCGGGCCCCUGCGUCCCGACGUGGAGGUGUCACGCAGACGGCUGUUUUGGUGGCCCACAGCCAUCGUCAUGGCAACUCGGCAGGGUCCCUGGGUUUGUGUCCGCAGACCGACGAGAUGAACUGGUCCUUGUUGGUGCUGUCCAGCCCACGUGACUGUGUUCUGGAAGGUCCUGCACAAGUGAACACCAGAGGUGGAACGUUGCCCCCGGUGGCCAGUCCAAACAGGAAGUGAGGGGUGCGGUGAGGCGCUGGGCAGCCCUGGUACACACGGCAGUCUGGUGGCGUCCCAACACCUGUGUGGCUGUUGAAUCAUGCAGAGUCCAGGCUUGUUCCUCUGGUGGAGACACUUGAGCUGGAGCUGGCACGCGCCCCUCCGCCCGCCGGUCCACGUCCUGCUCUGUGGCGGUGGCGAGCCGCCGUUGCCACGCAGCAGCGCCUCCCGUGGGCCAGAGCCGUCUGGGCCCUCGGCCUGGAUGUGCAGUCCAAGUCGGACUGGAUUCACUUUGGUCCUGUGUGAGUGUCGGCAGCCACCGCGCUGGCAGAAGAAGACCGCGUCUCUGAGAAGACUGAGCUCAGCCGGCAGGAUGAUCCGGCGCAGAAGACUUGGCCGACACUGAGGGAGCAGAACAGGGCUGGUCCACCAUCGUCUCCAGUUGUCGUCUUCUCUCUCCAGCCUGCCCCUCUUUUCUUCCACUGAUCCUCGUCUCCGCUCAGCUGGAGGAGUCACUUGCUCACCUCCCACCCUUCCUCCGGGGCCGACCCGAGAUGAUCCGACCAGUGAAUCCCAAACUUUUUCUGGUGGCAGCUCCGGCUCCAUGUUUCAUUGAAAACUCUGACUCUCCCUCUCUGUCAUGGCCUCAGGUCCCAGUACACGGUGCUGGUUCCGGCCCUGUGGACCACCGAGGUGCAGGACUGGGAGCUGCGCUGCAUGAGCCAGCUGGUCCUGGACGACGCCCAGCACGGCCUGAGAGCAGAGCUCGGGCCUCGGCUGGAGGGUCCGGCGGCUCGGGAGGGUGCCGGACUGGGAUCAGCGCCGCAGGAGGCUGAGAGAGGC
Messenger RNA from Synchiropus splendidus (mandarinfish), 2602 nucleotides. Its product is annotated as carabin-like. The transcript is spliced from 9 exons. Bases 217 to 1263 code for a protein of 348 amino acids. NCBI's taxonomy places the organism in Eukaryota, Metazoa, Chordata, Actinopteri, Syngnathiformes, Callionymidae. The record is from RefSeq and is a predicted model, not a curated record.